CUUUCGUCCCCUCCUUUUCUACUGUUGCCCUUCUCAUGAUCAACCUUGACCCUGAGAGUGUCUCAAUUCUUCGCAGCGUGAGUGUCACUUUUGGAUCGAUGCUACCCCCUUCCUGAUGAUGCGUUACCUUAUCUAACACUUUUUUUUUCCUUUUUAUAUUCUCUCUGCGUAUCACUUUGCUCUUUGCUUUUCUUCGCCCUUUUGUUUUUUUCUCUUUAUAUAUAAUUUUCACUUUUGACGAAACGUGUUUCUGUCAUAGCCAAUGUUGUCUGGAACAAACUUAAGAAAACAGUCGUCUCUUGGAAAUAUCCAAUCUAGCCAGCAUGGCCGACAAAGUAUGCGGCAGUCAAAAAGCGAACCGUCCACCACAUCCCAGCUCUCCGGAGUAGAUGCCAAGGCACAGCGUCGAUGCACUACUGGAUCAUUAAAACACACAGCUUCACUUUCUAGAAGCACGAAUUCUUCCGGAUCUCAUCUCAAACAGGAAAUCUGGAGACCACCAGGUAACUGCGAAAUUCCGGAUAUUCUUGGUAAAGCUUUCUUGAAGCCUGCCUUGAUGCCAUCGGAAUUGGCCACUACAUUGAGAGCGUACAAUCCAAGCAAAAAUGUAUCAAAGCGUCCAUGGUACCCUCCUAGCGCUCAUGCCACCAUUCCAACCCUGGAACCUGUGGUUCGUAAAAAUGAUUUCGAAGCAAGAAUUCGAAAGGCAUUACCCAAAUUUGCCGUAGCAUCAACCGACCCACGUUCAUUGUAUCAAGGUUUCAGCGAAAUUGGAACUGGUGUCAAUGGAUCCGUUGUACGAGCCACACAUCGCAAGCGAAAUAAUCUGCAACUGGCCAUCAAGCGCUGUCGUCUGGACCCUGAUCGAGAAUACCGUGCAGCCAUCUUACGUGAACUUCGCAUUAUGGCUACUGGACAUCAAAAUUUGAUUCGUCUUCGCGAAGUAUCUGUGUGGAAGAACGAUGUCUGGAUGGCUAUGGAUCUUAUGCGUUGCUCAGUAUUUUCCGUACUUUGCCAACGAGGCAUACCAGAAGCCUAUGUUGUCUAUAUCACAACUGAAACCCUCAAAGCACUUGCUUUCCUUCACGACAAGGGAUUCCUUCAUCGUGAUGUCAAAUGUGAAAACUUGCUACUGGGCUGGAAUGGCGAAGUAAAGCUGGCUGACUUUGGUCUUUCCGCCCGUACCAAUAAGCGACAUCGGGAUCGUCUUGGCACAAGCAAAUGGAUGGCCCCUGAGGUGAUUCGUGAGCAAUAUUAUAACGAGAGAAUUGACAUGUGGUCACUUGGUAUCACCAUCAUUGAAAUGAUGGAUCGAGUUCCUCCUCAUUAUCUGAUCAAGGAUGAAGAAGAACUCUUCGAUGUUGUUCUUAGUGAACCCUCUCCUACAUUCACCUACAGCUAUCCCACCAUGUACAUGCGCGGGUUGGUUGCUUGGCUUCUUGAAGAAGACCCACGAACCAGACCCUCUGCAAGAGAUGUUCUCUAUGUAAGUUGUUCACAACAGGUUUCGUUGCCUCCCCACUCCUUCUCCUAACUGACAUCUCCCCUCUACCCCCCACACAGGAAAUCGAUGCACAUGUCCAAAGUGAAUUGCUCCAACGUGCUUCAGCACAUCACUUGUCACAAUUUUUGUACCAAGUCUUGCCUCAAUACUAAACUCAACUCAUAAAACCACCCACUGAGUGAUCCAAGACAUCUCUAUAUGGCUCCCAAUUAUUUUUUUUUUCUUAUUUUAUUUCCCCUUCAUGCAGAAUUCAUACAGAAAAGUAAUAUUUAAAAUAGCAUAUUUUUUUCUUCUCUACAUCUGAGUGUGAUGUUGGGCUCCAAGGCUCUUGAUUCAACCGUUUACGGCGGUAUCAUUUCCCUUUUUCUCCUCUUCCACAUCUACCUCCCUC
Messenger RNA from Umbelopsis ramanniana AG, 1895 nucleotides. RefSeq lists its product as uncharacterized. The record is from RefSeq and is a predicted model, not a curated record. The coding region runs from base 263 to 1534 and encodes 423 amino acids. Lineage: Eukaryota; Fungi; Mucoromycota; Umbelopsidomycetes; Umbelopsidales; Umbelopsidaceae. Gene Ontology annotation, biological process: protein phosphorylation; regulation of MAPK cascade; intracellular signal transduction. Gene Ontology annotation, molecular function: protein serine/threonine kinase activity; ATP binding. The transcript is spliced from 3 exons. Gene Ontology annotation, cellular component: cytoplasm.